This is a messenger RNA of Caenorhabditis remanei, 2139 nucleotides long. RefSeq lists its product as uncharacterized. Gene Ontology annotation, biological process: Mo-molybdopterin cofactor biosynthetic process. Bases 1 to 2139 code for a protein of 712 amino acids. Gene Ontology annotation, molecular function: molybdenum cofactor sulfurtransferase activity; pyridoxal phosphate binding; molybdenum ion binding. The transcript has 12 exons. Lineage: Eukaryota; Metazoa; Nematoda; Chromadorea; Rhabditida; Rhabditidae. The record is from RefSeq and is a predicted model, not a curated record.
AUGCCUUACUUAGACCAUGCUGGUUCUACGUUACCUUCUAAGACCCAGCUAGAAGAAAUCGCAAAACUACAAAGCAAUCUUAUUCUUGCAAACCCACACUCCCACCAUGCCACUGCUAUCAAAACUCAACAAAUCGUGAAUUCAGCAAGAUUACGGAUCCUACGUUACUUCAAUACUACGCCUGACGACUACUUUGUAGUUUUCACGAAUAAUACUACACACGGAUUAAAGAUUGUGGCUGAGAAUUUCAAAUUUGGAAACAAGAGAGAAGACGGAUUGGUUUCUGAGAUAUCAACUGUACUAAAGGGCGGGUCUGGCAAUUUUGCAUACUUCCAUGACUCACAUCAUUCAGUGGUUGGGAUGAGGCAUGUUGUGAAUGGAAAAGUAAAUGCAAUUAGUUGUGUUGAUGAAAAUGAUAUAUGGGAAUAUAACACUCCAGAAGUCACAAAUAGCUUGUUUGCGUUCACUGCAAUGAGCAACUUUUGUGGGAAGAAGUAUGAUUUGGAUGGCAUCAAGAAGUUGCAAGAAAAAGGUUGGUCCGUUUGCAUGGACGCGGCAGGACUCGUUUCCACUUCGCAACCGGAUUUCUCGGUUUGCAAACCAAACUUCAUUGCGUUUUCCUUCUAUAAAAUAUUUGGGUACCCAACAGGAAUUGGAGCACUUUUAGUGAGAAAAGAUUCCGCCCAUCUUAUCGAAAAAACUUCAUUUGCGGGAGGAACCGUUCAAAGUGUAGACGAGAUGAGUUUAUUCUUCAUUCUCCGAGAAUUUGAACGAGCUUAUGAAGAAGGGACCCUGAAUAGCUAUGGGAUCGUACAACUACAAAAAGGGUUUGAGGAAAUUGAGAGAUAUGGGGGCAUGCAAAAAAUUCAAAACCUUACCUAUCAACUCCGCUGUAAGGCUGUAAAAAUGUUAGCCUUAAAACUGCACCCAAAUGGAAAGAAGGUUGUUGAGAUAUACUCUCAACCGGAUAGCCAAAUCAACCCAGCUAGCCAAGGAGCAAUUGUUGCAUUUAAUUUAUUAAGAAAUGACGGUGGAUAUUAUGGGUACACAGAGGUGGAGAAAAUGUGUGCGAUUUUUGGAAUUGAAUUGAGAACAGGCUGUUUUUGUAAUAUUGGAGCUUGCAAAAAAUACCUUGGGAUCACAUCUGAGAUGAUUAGAGAGAAUAUGAAUAAAGGAAAACGAUGUGGAGAUGAAAUAGAUUUAAUAAAUGGAAGACCAACUGGUGCAAUAAGAAUAUCAUUCGGUAGAACGUCCACAGAACAAGAUAUUGAUGCAUUGGAGCAAAUGAUUGAUACAUGUUUUGUUGGUAGUAGUGACCGUUUGAUCUCGUCAGGUCCAAAAGCUUUGAAACUAGAAGCUUACUUGCCUACAGUAGUAAAUUUGUUUAGUUUUCCUAUCAAAAGUGUUGGAUCGGUGCCUAAAGAAAGAUACGAAUUAACUGCCAGGGGAUUCAAGCACGAUCGAGAUUUUCUGAUAGUGAAGGAUGACGUCACUUUGAAUCUGAAACUGCACCCUGAACUUUGCAGACUGACGGCUAUUAUUGUGAAUGACGACAGUUUGCAAAUCCAAACUUUUGACCAGAAUGACAAUUUUGUGAUACCCAUGAGUUUAUCCUUGAAGGAAAAUGACGCAAAAGUUGUGUGUAAGAAGACAAUCGCUACAUUGGAUUGCGGAGAUAAAGUUGGCAAAUGGCUCGAGAAUGCACUUGACAUGCCCAAUUGUCGGUUAUUACGGGUAGCUGAAGAAUCAAAGAAGAAUUUUGUGAAUGAUUUGCCAUUCCUAUUAAUCAAUGAAGCUAGUGUUUACAUGUUGUCCAGACAUAUAAACAUGGAAGUCCAGGAUAUUCUAACAAGAUUCCGCUCCAACAUUGUGGUUCGUGGGCUUCCUCCUUUUAUUGAAGACACCGCAAAACGGCUGUCUAUUGAGAAUUGCGAGUUUGAGGUGGUCAACAAAUGCACUCGAUGUGAGAUGAUAUGCGUGGAUCCGAUGACAGGGGAGAAGGAUCCGAGUUUGUUGCUUGCUCUCAGAGAUUAUAGGAACAAACAGAAGAUGACAUUUGGAAUAUACAUCCGCCAAACCAAUUUCGAGUCCGGUCAAUUUUUGCAAUCUGGAAUGCCUGUGAAGUUUUUCACCGAGUGA